Erpetoichthys calabaricus (reedfish) is the source of this 13173-nucleotide messenger RNA. Its product is annotated as formin-like. Gene Ontology annotation, molecular function: microtubule binding. Gene Ontology annotation, biological process: actin nucleation. The record is from RefSeq and is a predicted model, not a curated record. The coding region runs from base 787 to 4737 and encodes 1316 amino acids. Lineage: Eukaryota; Metazoa; Chordata; Cladistia; Polypteriformes; Polypteridae. The transcript is spliced from 17 exons. Gene Ontology annotation, cellular component: cytoplasm; nucleus; endoplasmic reticulum membrane.
GUGUGGUGAUGAAGGUUGUUAAGUACCUGUUUGUGAGCCUCGGAAGUUGGAGCUUGUAAUUUGACACCAUUGCUGCUGUUGGGUUUUCCUCAUCGGCCCUGGCCUAGCUGCAUUCCUGCUGGAGUAGGCGGUGUCCUUUUCUCCUAAGCCACUCGAGGGCUGGCAUAUUUGAGAAGUAUAGCUCCAACUGGAAAGCUGUAAGGCAGCCAGCAACAGCAAAGCAGCGUCAGCACGGGAAGAGACUUCCUGAGUGACUUGUCGGUGUGGUAAUUCGUUGUGAUUUGUUCCUGGGGCCCAGAAGCACAAGGUACCUUUUCUCAGGGAGAUUAGCUACGGAACAUUCUUCACGUUUUUUUCUCCUGCGUUACCAGAACAGUUUUCUAGUGUUUCUGAAGUUUAAAAGCAAGACUUGGAAGUGCUUCAUCCAUUGAAGCUGGACUCAGGAUAUCCUGCACAGUAAUGUACCCAAGCUGUGUUUUGUAGGAAGGAUUACAAACUGGACUUGAUUUGAAAGGCAACAUGCAGGACAGGGAAUAAUCAGAUUUAAUAGGUUUAAACUGACAAAGGCCUUUUGUUGAGCGAGACGAGAAAUGUAGUUGGAUGAAGUGGUCUAAGUACAGAGAAAAGACUUUGGUUUUGAUGCCUCGUAAUAAGUGUACAGCACUGCCUCAAUAUGCUUUAAAUAUUUUGCAACCUCCAACAUAUGAAAAGUAAGGAUUUUAUAAAAAAUUGACAAACAUUAAUAUUAAAUUGAAGACAUAGUAUUGAGCCUCACUCUGAUAAUGGAUGAUAACUUUGCUUGACAGUUUUCUGAACCUGAAUCUGAAAAUGGACACCACCAGUACCUUGGCAGAUAGCACUGAUGCUAUGGGAGCUCAGAAUGUUGAGGCAAAAUUUACGGGAAAUCCUCAGUCGAUAUUUAAGAAAUUUUCAACAAUAUUUGCUCGAGGUGCAGCGGACAAGGCGGAAGACUCAGCACAGACGGCGACAACAGCUGUGCUUAUGUCAUUCCGUACUUUACCUGAGAGCUUGAACGGUGACAGUCAAGAUGGUAAUUUAAACAAAAAUCUGGAUCCCGAAGUGAACAGCCAUUCCGAGGUGCAACCGGAAACUCCACUGCCACCUGCAUUUCAUGUGGAUGAUACUGGGGAAUCAGAUCUUGUUCGUGUGACCUUGGUUCAGACCACUAGUGAUACAGAAUCUGAUGAGGAUGAAAACAGUGACUUAAUAAUGCCAAACAAUGUACCCGCUGAUUCACACAGUACCUCCUAUGAGAAUACGGAUGGGAAGGGAGCAAACAUCUUUGCAGGAACACAUCUAAAUCAUAAUGACGUCGAUACAUUUGUGACGUCUUUAGAUAUUGCACUUCCACUCUCAGAACUGGAGCUUAAUAUCAGUCUGAAGAAAGCAGAUGAUGUCAUUUUAGUCGGUGAAGAGGAAACAAGUUCACCUGGAGUGGAUGGCAGGGAGGGUAAAUUGGUGAAGGAUCCUUUUGUGGUGAACACAGCAUUUAGUGUUCCUGCUAACAUAGCCAAUGUGCCUGUCACCACUAGUGUUACACAUUCUGAUGCAGAAAUAGAUACUGAAGGCCUAUCUGAAAAUGGCACUGGUGACAUAAGGUUGGAAAGUGACAGCCACACAGAAGAUGAUGGAAAGAGCAAACUCAAUGAGCUAAUGGGUGAUGUACUUGUUAAACACUUACAUGGUGAUGAAAAUGAAGACAUUCCAUUUAUUGAUGAUUUGGUUCAACAUUCUGACUCUGUUGUGAUGGCUGAUGUGGAGAACUUAAACAGUGUUAAAUCAAAGAACGAAGAGGAUUGUCAUAGGUUCUCCCUUUUAACAAAAUCAGAUGUUGCUUGGGAUAAUGAAGAUGGCCUUACUAAUGGCAAAGUUUCAGAAGAGAAAACAGAAUUUGAAAAUACCCUUCAGGAUGUACAACCUGAUGGCAGUGAUCAGAGUAUAGCUUUAAGUCCCACAACACCAGAUACUCCAGUAAAGUCCCCACACAGAAGCGUCAGUCCACAACUUGGCACCCCUGAAGACAAAAGUUUCCAGCUACCAGCCCUGUUCAGUGGUCUGCGGGUAUUGAAAAAAGGGGCCACUGGUGAAGACAGGGAAACCAUUGCUGAAAUCAAAUCUAGAGACAGUGACUUGGCUCUUCUGAGUCUAAAAAAGACGGUCAACAAAGUCCGGACUACACCUGAAGCUCUGCUACAGAAACAGGAGCAGAGAAGCAUCCGUGAGCCUAAAAACGUCUUUCUGGGACACCUAAGCCAGUUGUUUAACUUAGAAAAAAAGGAUGUUCCAGAUGAAGAAAAUGGACAGACAUAUAACAAAAAGGAGAAUGAUGAGGCAAAUGUGGACACGUUUUCUCCUGUGGAAGAGAGCACUCCUCAAAGUAUUGAGACAGCUUUUGAUGCAUUCAAAUCAUUUUUUACGCCAAAGCCUCAUAAACGGAAUAAAACGGAUGGAUUAGACUUGGAUGCUGUGAAGAAGAAACUUAAAAAUGACAAGGAUGCACUGAAAGCCAUAUUUGAGAAGUCCAAAUCAAGAAGCCCAUCCAUUGAAAGAGGAUCUGAUGAUAAAUCGUCUGAAGCCACCUCAGACAAUGAAGACAGAACACCUGGCAAACUUCAAGCAGUGUGGCCUCCUCCAAAGCCAAAGGAUGAAGAGGAGAAAAUUGGUCUGAAGUAUACUGAAGCAGAACAUCAAGCUGCACUCCUACAGCUAAAGAGAGAAUGUAAAGAAGAGGUUGAACAAUUACAUAAAGAAUUUGAGCUGAAGAUCUUUGAAGUAAGAGGGGAACAUGGGGAAAGUAUUGCAAAGCUUGAGGAGGAAAUCCAGAGGCUUAAACAGGAAUUGGACAACAGUGUGUACAGGGCAAGAGGAGAAGUAAAAGAUACCUGUGUUUCCACUGAAGAUGACAUGCCUCCAAAAACUUUUCGUAAUGUAUGUAUUCAGACUGACAGGGAAACCUUCCUUAAGACACCAGAAGAUGAAAACAAGGUUGUCCACACCAGUCAAACUGUCCCCAAAAAACUGAAGCCAGAGUCAUUAAACCUUGGAUUGAAAUCAGAACAAGAACAAGUACCACCUGACCCAUCCAACCACUUAAAACAAACUAGCCUGUUACCUCCACCUCCUGCUCCACCACCACCACCUCCACUUGCUCCCUUCCAUUCUGGUUUGGCUCCUCCUCCCCCUCCUCCUCCACUUCCAGGUGCUCCACCUCCUCCCCCACCGGCACCUCCUCUUCCAGGAGCAGCACCUCCUCCCCCUCCUCCUCCAUUGCCUGGGUUUGAAGCACCUCCUCCUCCACCUCUACCAGGAACAGGCCCACCCCCUCCUCCUCCCAUGUCUGGCUUUGCGGGAUUUGGGUUUGGCUUAAUGUCAGAAAAGGCACCUCGGAAACCUGCUGUAGAGCCUUCAUGUCCAAUGAAACCCUUGUACUGGACCAGAAUUCAAGUCAAAGACAGCAGUGAAAGUUCAGUAUGGGGGUCUCUAGAAGAGCCCAGAAUUCAAGACACCAAAGAGUUUGAGGAUCUGUUCUCUAAAGCUGCUGUGCAACAAAAGAAGAAGCCCCUGUCUGAAUCAUAUGAAAAGAAGGCAAAAGCUAAAAAGAUUAUUAAACUACUAGAUGGCAAGCGAUCACAGACGGUAGGAAUUCUAAUAUCAAGUCUACACCUUGAAAUGAAAGACAUUCAACAAGCCGUGCUGAAUGUAGACAACUCGUUUGUGGAUUUGGAAACCAUUGAGGCUUUGUAUGAGAAUAGAGCACAGAGCGAUGAAUUGGAAAAAAUAAGAAAGUUUUAUGAAACGUCAAAGGAGGAGGAACUGAAGCUGGUUGACAAGCCUGAACAGUUCUUGUAUGAGCUUUCUCAAAUUCCUGACUUCGCUCAUCGAGCUCACUGCAUUAUCUUCCAGUCAGCAUUCAUGGAAGGACUGUCUGCUGUUCGUCGCAAAGUGGAGAAUGUUGAACGUGUUUGCAAGGGUUUGCUAGAGUCAUGUGUAAAGGAUAUUCUUGGUCUAAUCCUUGCUUUUGGCAAUUACAUGAAUGGUGGAAAUCGUACACGAGGUCAAGCUGAUGGCUUUGGGCUUGAAAUAUUACCAAAGCUGAAGGAUGUCAAGAGCAGGGAAAAUCGAAUAAGUUUGGUUGAUUAUGUAGUUGCAUAUUACCUACGACACAUGGAUAAGAAUGCAGGAACUGAACUGAGCACCUUUCCUUUACCAGAGCCACAGGACUUGUUUUUGGCUGGACAAGUCAAGUUUGAAGAUCUUACUAAAGAUCUUAAGAAGCUGAGUAGGGAUCUUGAUGCCUGUGAAAAGGAAGUCAAACUAGUGUGCCAAAAUUCCUCGAAUGAACAUCUUCAGCCUUUCAAGGAAAAAAUGGAGGACUUUGUUCUUAGUGCAAGAAGAGAACAUCAUGCAGAAGACGAGCAUUUGAAAAGCUCUCAGAAAAGCUUUGACAGCCUGGUCAUUUAUUUCAGUCUGAAGCCCAAGUCUGGAGAGAAGGACAUCACUCCCAACUAUGUUUUCAUGAUGUGGUAUGAGUUCUGCAGUGACUUUAAGACCAUUUGGAAACUAGAAAGUAAAGUCAUAUUCAAAGAGAGAAUCAAAGAAGCACAGGAUUCUGUCAAUAAACUGACAGCAGAAAAGAAGAUUGAAACUAAGAAGACAAACCCCAACAGCCUAAAAGAGAGGCUGCGUCAGAAGGAAGCCAGCGUAACAGCAAGCUGAAUGGUUGAAGAGUUGCAUCCCUCCCACCAUGUGGCCAACAAGUGUUCCAGUCUGCUUGUACUCUAGCAGCAACUCUGCUGGUCCUCUUCCUUCAUGGACUGCUAAGGGUUUGUGCGGUCUCCUUGUUGCCCAUCGAUAUCCAGCAUUACAAUUGUCUAAAAAGAGGCUAUAGAAUAUCCUUGAGCAAUGUGUACAAAGGGCUGGCACAUGAAACAAACAUGGAGGAACACAUCUGUACUGUCACAUUUAGCAAAACAGCUAGAUUUGGCUGCUGUUCUUCUUAUAUAUUAAGGAAUGGUUAAUGUUCAAUGCUCCUUUUAUUAUCAGUAAUUAUUGCUCCCAUCAUCUGGGGGGAAUGCUAUACAUUGGUGGUGGUUGAAGUGGCACUCCACUGUAACACGCUUUGAGUUUUUAGAAAAGCACUUUAUAAAUGUAACUAACUAUCUGUCUUCCCCUCAGUGUCACUAGAGUUCCACAAGAAACAAAGGUACUUGUAGCCUAUGACCUCUCUGAGAAUAAGUGACAUCCCUAAUGUGUGUAUUUUUAUUUGGUCACACUUAGGGUGAAGCCUGCCAAGCAAAUAAUUGAGAGAGUUGAAUGUGUGAAAAAUGAUUUCGCCUGGCAUGCAUGCUACUGUCUCUUUUAUCUGAUAUCUGCUAAAAUGUCAUUGGUUAGAAGUCAGCUAAUGCUGAUUUGGUGCGUAAUCCACUAAUUAAAAUCUCAUACAUGUGUCCGAGUAAUAUUAUUACAAUUGUGUACAACCCACAAUUUAAAUUAUCUAAACAGGUGCACUUAGAUAAGUUUAAAUUGUUUGGCACAAUGGCACAUGCAAUGACAAAAUCAAAUACAGAAGAUGUCACACAAAUGAACUGGAAUGAAAAGGUCUUUGUAGCAUUUACUCUUUGGUGGACUGGAAGGUGACCUGAUGCCGUAACUGGCCAUCGUAUAGCACCAGUCCCAUGAUGCUGGUAUAUUGCCAUCCCCAGGCUCUGUGCUGUACCACCAUUUUGUCAUCUAGCUGCUAUGUUUUGAAAAAAUCAAAAACAGUUACUUUCAUUCACAACUGUUUUUCCAAAGCCAUUUUAAAGGACCUACAUUUGUAUGUAUGUAUGAUGUACUUGUCAUAGUCGCACAUUCCCGUGUAAUAACAUUUCUUCGACAUGUGUCAUUGGGCUAGACUAAUUAUUUCACUGGUUGCUUUUAUCAGCAUCACUCACUUUCUGUUGCUUGUCAACAUUAAUAAUGCCUUUGAGAUUGUUUUAUGGUAAAAAUAUUUGUCAUUAAAUAAUAUAUAUAUAUAAUUUUGACCCAAAAUUUAUAACCGAGUAGUAAAGAUAUGAGGUGCUAAUCAGGAUUGUACUGAACUACAAACAGAAGAUCAGAAUCGAGGUACACUUUAGAUAUAACUAUUUGGGACACAACUAAAACUUGAAGUAAACCUACAAGCAAAGGUUGACAUCUUGAAAUUCCUUAGCAAAAAUAAACUUAAGUUUGUGUACUCAACUGCAGAUGUAUUGCUAAGCUGGCUGCCUUUUUUCUAAAGCUUCAUCUAACUACUGUCAUUCUUCAAACUUACCCUCCUUGCCACAUUCCUCCAGCUGUCCAUUGCUUGUUGAUGGAAAUUACUCGGUCAUAACUCAAGGAUUUUUUGGGCUCAUCCUUGUACUCACUAAUAACUCAGUUGUUGAGUCAUUUAGCAUGUUUUCUCAAAUUCAUUUUGCUUUGUUUUUUUUCUUGGAUUUUAUCUAGCACGAGGCACACACUUCCUGUUCUUUUAAAAUCUUAGUCUUUCCAAAAGCAGUAAAUCCCUCACCACAUACAUAUGCCCAUGAAAAAGAAAUAAUGUAUGGCACAGAAGAACUGGGCGUUAUAACCAGCUUUUAAUUGGUGGGUUUUAGUCUCAAAUAACAGCACUUGAAGUGCACUCUAGCAGGACAUUACAAUUCUAAUAGCGAGGGUCAGAAAUCCAUCUCUGCUUCUACUUCACAAGUGAGCAGAAGGCAUUUUCACAGUUACGGCACUAAGAUGUUCAUCUGUCACCCAUGAAUGAGCUUCACGGCAUAGAUGCUAAGUACCUGUUCUUUUAUUAGGUCAGGCUUUCCUGGAUCCACGAGCAAGAUGCAGACACUGUUGACAAGUCUUUGCAUGCUGCUUGAGUUAACAUUUGCUACCUUAGCCCCAUGUUGCACGUGACCUUUAAAAUAUUGCAAAAUUCCAGACACUUCUACUGUCCUUUUAAAAACUGUCUGCCUUUAUUAAUUCAAGACUGAUGUUUACAAAGAUUUCUGAUCUUUAAGUAAUUAAAAUCUAGUAAUCUAUACAAUGCAAUACAAUGCAGACACAUGUAGUGCAGUAAAGUGCAGUAAACAGAAAAAAAACAUGAAUGAACUCAAGUCCACCCUUUGCCUUCUCUUAGGCCCAGUGUCUUGCAGUUUCUGAAGGUCCUUGUGUGGUCAGUUCCAUUGCACUUCCAUUGCAGAUGUUGGCUGUCUCAGGUGUAAUCCCAGUCUGGCUCCAUGAUGUGAAGAUCAGGGAACUGUAGAGUUGUGUUGCAGGAUUCUCUGUUCCUCCUUUUAUACAGUCGGACCUCGUUAAAUCGAACUCAAAGGGACCUGAAAAAAAAUUCGACUUACGGAGUUUUCGAGUUAGGGAAAACGGCGUAAUAGGCAAGGGUUAAUCAAGGACAUUAUUUUUCCGUCUUAAUUAUUAUAUAACUGUUUAUUAUAUUGUCAUUUUAUAUGUAUACAUGUAGGCUACAUACCGGUACAUGCAUCUACAGUAUGUACUAUCGAACAGUGCAGUGAAACAGGUUAUCUUUAGAGAAAAAAGUCUGUUAACUUUGUUUGGCAUCGAUGUGCCGAUGCAUCUCGCUCGACAAUCUCCUCAAUCUCGUCAAUGGACCGAAACACAUUUUCCUCAAGAUCCGGCGUAGAUUCCAAGAAUCUGCGCAGUAUGUCAAUAGCCUGCCUCGCUUCUUUUCGGCUGGGGACAGGCUAAGUAUCGACAUUGUUGCUGUAUUCUUCCUCAUCCCCACUCUCAUUUUCCUUUUUUCCUCAUUUGCCACCUCAUCAAUAAUGUCAGCGUCCGUUAGUUCUCCACAAACAUUCACCGCACUGUCAACUUCGAGAAAAUCUUGAAAGGACUCUUCCUUAUUGGCGCCAGUAGCUGUCAGAACCGUGGACCAUUCUUUGGGACUUGCAAGUACGUCGUCUGUUUCCAUUGACAUUCCCUCCAAGUGCUCCUCUGAAUCGUCAAUGGUUUGUCCAAAACCUGCUUUUUUGAAGCAAUUCUUGAUUGUUUCCUCCGGAACUUCAUCCCAAGCUCUCCCGGCCAUUCGCAUCGCUUCUAGCAGGUCAAUUCCUAGUGGGCGUUUAUCUUCGAUAUCCCGCAGCAAUUUUCUCACAACGAGUUUGCGGUAUCGCAACUUGAAAUUGUUAAUGAUGCCCUGGUCGAGAGGUUGAAGCUUAGAUGUCGGAAAAAGCUUGAUUGUCACAGCUUUCAUGACAGGAAUAUGGUUAUGUGCUGUGCAAUUGUUGAUGAAAAGAAUGAUUCUUCUUUUCUUCCGGACCAUCGCUGCAUCCACUUUCUUCAGCCACUUGGAGAAAAGUUCUGAUGUCAUCCAAGCUUUCUUAUUGGCCUCGUAAUGCAUAGGUAGCGAUUUCACAUUUUUGAAGCAUCUGGGUUUCAAUGAUUUCCCAAUCAACAAUGCGGGCAAUUUUUCUAACCCACUCAUGUUUUGCGCCCAAAAGAAGAUUCACGCGCUCCUUACUUUUCUUUCCACCGUGGCAAGGUUCACCUUUGAAAGUCAUUGUUUUGUCUGGAGUGCAUUUGAAGAAUAAACCAGUUUCGUCUGCAUUGAAGACAUCAUCAGGACUGUAAUCUUGAACAAUUUCUGGCAGUUUCUGUAUCCAAUGACUGCAAUCUUCUUCUGUCACUUGUGCACUUUCGCCACAUAGCCUAUUAAACACAAUUCUGUGUCUUAUCUUGAAUUUGUCCAGCCAACCAUUGCUGGCUUUAAAUUCCGAAUGGCCCAACUCUUUGGCAAAUUCUUCUGCUUUUGCUUGCAAAAGCUUCCCAUCAAUAGGAACGUUCCUAUCCCUCGCUUGCACAAACCACUUCAAAACGCAUUGUUCAAUGACGGGAUACUCACAUUCCUUCAUCCUCUUCUGAUGGCCACAUGACUUCUCACUGUACAGUUUCAAAAUCUUUUUCUUUCAGAAAAGUAGAGAGCGUACUUGUGGGAAUGUCGAAUUGCUUUGCAAUUUCCACUUUCUUCUUGUCGCCCUUUUCGACGGCUCUGAUGACGGUAACUUUUUCCGCGAUUGACAACAUUUUAAGCUUACGUUUACCAGUUGCCAUUUUCAGGGCACGUACCGUACGGGAGACUAUGGAGAAGCACACAGACAUAAACACUAUUCAAGGCUCCUCCCGACAAGAGACUGACAAAGGUGAAGGGAAAAUGGGUUAAAAACGUCUCUCUUGAGACAAUUUGGAAAUUCCAGACGCCACCCGAUUGGUUAUGACUCAUGGAGCACCGAAGGGACGCGGAUUAUUCCAGCCACUCCCUUUAGUUUUUGGACAUUUUUGGUCUCAAAAUAAACGUCCUACCCUCAGAGAGUCGCUUAAUCCCUUGUGGAAUGCAUUAAGAUAAGACUUUGCGUCCCUUUUCUUGGUUUUCCGGACCACGUGUUCUGAAAUGUAGCCUCAGAAUAAUAACCCAAAAGCCAUAGAAAAUUCGACUAACGGAGGUUGGGAGCCGAAAAGUUUUCGAGUUGAGGAGAUUUAAAAUACAUUGGUCUUAUGGGAAUUCGGCCGGGGACUAACGAGUAAUUCGACAUAGGGAGGUUUUCGACUUAGGGAAGGUCGACUUAGCGAAAUCCAGCUGUAGUUUUGAUUGUGUUUUUGGGAUCAUCAUCAUGCUGCUGCAGAAUGAGGUUGGGAUCAAUCUAACACCUCCCUGAUGGUAUAAGAUGGAUGCAUAAGAAUCUGCCCAUACUUCUCAAAAGUGAGGGGGCCGUCAAUUUUGAUCAGAUCACCAACUGCGUUUGCAGAAAUGUUUCCUCAGUUGUGCAUAGAACCUCCACCGUUUAUCCAUGUCCUGCUCUCCAGCCCUCUAGUGGGCAAACUGCCUUCUGUUAGAGCCAAAAUUUUCAGAUUUUAACUCCUCAGUCCUACUAUUUUUCUGCCCCUCAGUCCUUGUGUUUUCAUGAGUAGCUGAGUCAUUUAGCUUCAUUUCUAACUCAGAGGAAUGGCUUUUUAGUCACAACUCUUCCAAAAAGACCGCUUCCGAUAAGACUGUAGUUGGGUGGAAGAGAGUCACAGUUCCUAGCUGAGAGUUUUGCUAGACAUCUUCUCAUUUUGAAGGCAACUAAACUUGAUGCAUUUCACGUUUGCUGCGCUCAGUUUCCAGGGCUGACCACUGUGUUUCUACAACUCAGCCUUACCUGUUUGUGCUUCUGCAGAAGAGCUUGGACAGCUCAUCUGGAAAUAGUUGUCUGCUUGGGAGGGGCCUUGAUGGUGCCAUCUUGUGUUUUGUCACCAUGCUCACUAUUGCCAUGACUUGCAGGUUAAACCUCCACAUCUACCACGGCCCCCCACUUUUGGUAUGCCUGUCCCUGGCCAGUUUUGCUCCCUUUACACGGCUGUUUCUGUUUCAGCUCAUCCCUUUGAGUCAAUCUGCACACAUUGUCAUUGAUCAGCAGCAUCUUAAUCAAGCACUGGGUGGUAUACCUGCAAAGAUAUUGUGUGUUUUAACUGGAAAGUGUUCUAUUAGUAUGUUGGUGGCAGUCAGAUAUCUUAUUGCAUGGAUUCACAUUUUGCAAAAGGAAUGUCUGGAACUCUAAAACAGUGCACUCUUUUAUAUUGAGACAUUAACUAUGAAGACAUAAAAUAACCACCUAAGACAAAUAUUUUUGUGACCUAUCUAAAGUGCUUAAGACAUUUUCCCAGUACUGUUUAAAUAAAUAUAUAUAAAUAAUAUACAGACUGCAUAUAUUGUAUAAUAUAAACAUGCAUACAUUUGUAAAUUCCAGUGUGUGUAUAUGCAGUAGAUAAAGAAGUACGUGGGUAAAUCAAGAACUAAAGGCAAUUUGAAAAUGAUGUGGUAAUUGCAAUGGAUAGAAGCUGACACAAUACAACACACUUGCAGUGGCUAAUGAGUACUUCAAACACACACUGCGCAGCACACUGUCAUUAGUCUAGUUGAAGCCAAGGUCAAGUAACAUGGACGUUACACUGCAGGAUUGCGCUAUUGUUGAACACUGCACCAUAGUGAGAUUUCUUUCGGCAGAGGGAGUUAAACCUCCUUAAAUUCAUGGAAUUUAAAACCACACAACUCAAUGAAAAGUUUAUGAAUUAGUAGAAAGGUUUAAAGAAGAAAGAACAAGUGUAACUGACAAAGUUUAGUCAUGUCGACCAUCAGCAUUACUCACACAAGCCCACAUCGUCAGGAUGAAUGCCUUCAUCAGAGAAGACUGAUGGAUUAUGUUGUCCACUGUUUCUGCACAUUUAGAUAUCAGCUAUGGAUCUGCAUGUGCUGUGGAGCAUGAUGACUUGAGGUACUGUAAAGUUUAAGCGAGAUGGGUACCCAAACAGCUUACUGAUAUGCACAACAUGUUUAGGUGAAUUUCAGCAGCACGUUGUUCAACAGUGGUGCAAUCCCACAGCUGACCAUCCAGGUUCAUUUGACCUUGGCUUCAACUAGAAUAAUGGCAGAGCGCUGCACUAUGUGUGUGUUUGAACUACCCAUAUGCCAUUGUAAGCGUGUUGCAUUGUAUCAACUUCUACUCAUUGUCAAUACUUAUACUUUAUCAGUAAAUCUCACAGUGACAUACUGAUUACUAAUUAUUCUUGACUACACAAACUCAUCUCUUGGGAGUCCCUCAAAGGACACACCACACAAUUGCACUUCAAAAAUGGAAUACUGCAGGUAAAUGCAGUAGCAGUUAAAAAGAAGUACAGUAUUUUUUGACAAAUUAUACUGCUAUGCUGCUCUAACAACUGCACUUUGAUACAGAAGCUCAGUUAAAAAAUCUACUGUGUUAGCCAGAUUAAUGCUUUCCUUGACUAUGUAUAAUGUACCUUUGUAACAGUGACAUGUUUUAUUUUCAUUUGAGUGCAGACAGCACAAAAUUAUGUCCCAGCAUUGUGUUUAUUUUAAGUACAUAUCCAGCAGUCUAAGCCUUGGCAGCAAAUUGUGCUCAAGAAGCAUUCCUUUCGCUUGGUUUGAGAAGUGCUCAUUUUAUUUAUGGGAGACCUUGAGAUGUGCAGGAGCAACUUGCUUGAAUAUCACUCAGGGAGAGACAGGCAUGCCUCCAAGAUAUCCAUACUAACUACACAUAUACAGCCUUCAGAGCAUGGAACAGGGUCAUAUAUUCCAAGAACUAAGGUGGACUAGAUGAUCAGUGAUCACACCACAUAAUAGAAGAUCAUAAAGAGAAAAUUGUGUUUUCUCCUAAGGCAAUGCUCACCCAUGAAAUUCAAGGGCCCAGCAAAACAGGACUUGUGUUCCUGCUACUAGGCUGUCUGUUCUGUUCUUUUUUUAAUAAAGAGAACAUUAUGUUUAAUAUGGUGGUUUUAUUCAAAAGGUCAAAGUGGAUUUAGAAAUGUAUAGAACAUUCACAACGUGUUAUUUCUAAAGUGUAUUUUCCUAGAAUUUUCUGAGGCAUGCUCCCACAAAUUAAAAAAACAAGCCACUGAUUCCUCAUUGUGAACGACUCACCUUACCCAGCCCAUUCCCUUUUAAACCCACAAUCCCUCACUUUAGAAGUGCGUGCCUGGUGACCCUUCUAUGCAAAUAUCCCAGUGUUUGAUGAUUACAAGUGUUGGUAAAGGGUUGACACGCAAGUGUUGAAAUGAUUAUUUACAUUUUUAUAAUAGCAUCAUAUCCUUUAUUUUUGACAGAUAUGCUUUUAUCACCCUAUUAACCUAUAUUAGUAGGUAUGAACUAUAUUUGUAAAUAAAGUAUGAUUUAUUUUAUUUCAAAAAUGACUGCUAUUUGACCAUAAAGAAAAGUAUUUUUGUAUAUCUUGCUUUUCCUGAAAUGUAAAAGAGAUUAAUUGGUUUGCUUAUAUAUUUACAGAGGGAUAAAAAGUGUGAUUAUGUGUGCGUGUGUUGGUGUGUGUGUGCGUGUGUUUUACUGAUAAAAAUUAACUUUUGACUACCCUUCCGAAAUUCUACUACUCUCACUGUAACAUCAGUUUGUUUCAAAUUUUGAAUGUUUCAGAAGUAAUCAUCUGUAAGCAUCCGAGCAGAACAACAGGUAACCUUUCAGACUGACGUCAGAUUGUAACAUUGCCUCCUUUCUUGCUCCAACACCCAGGCUCCUUUAGUGAAAUAAGCAGGUGGAGGAAAAUGGGUGGAUUUUUGAAAUGUGUUAUGUGCUGUUAUAAAAUGUUACAAAUCUUAAUAAAUGUAAUUUGUCUUUGCUUUAAUUCA